AUGGGGAUUGAGUUACGUUCCGCCUAUGGUGACACAGGCAUAGAUUGUAUAACCCUAUUUCACGAAACCAACUCUUCCGAAGAUGAUCUCUACAACCCCGAGGGAAGUAUCUACGAGGUGAUUCCGGGCAAUGGUGAGAAGACUGUUAGAUUCAAAGAAGCACUUGUAACAAACGAUACAUCUUCUGAGGCGGAGAGUGAUGUCAAUUCUUUAGUGGGGAAAUGUACAUCUGCUCCACAUCUUAUGGAGAUGUUUGUAGAUAACAAAAGUAGUGUAAGCAACUCUGGAAACAGUGGUGUAUGCAAGCAUAGAAUAAAUACCAGUCAAGAAGAAUGUACAAGUAGUUGUUACGAGAAUGAUUUAAGCUGCGAUGAUAAUAUUAGUAAUGAGGUGUUUGCUAAUACAAAAAGUUUUGAUAAAGAACCCAGUUAUUUAAGUUCCGAAAAGGUACAAUCACUGCAAUUUUCACAAAUUAAUUUUGAACCAACUUAUAAUCUUGAUUCUAGAAAAUUCAAACAGCCGGAAACCAAAUCUAAACACCAAAUAAAGGAACCACCUCUUGAAGAAAAGACUGAAAUCUACAAAUCUAACAACCAGUGUAAGGUCCUUAUCCCAAAAGAUAAAAAUGUUGCACUGACAGCUGGUGGUGGUAUCCAAGAAACCAGUCAUACGUUACAUAAACCACCUAGAAGAAGAGGUAAAAAAGACUGGAAUGAAGUUUCUGAUACUUUUCGGAAUGAAUCGAAUCCGUCAACAGGAAGUUUGCGUAAACGACUUUUACAGAAAUGGAGAUUUCAGAAAAAAAACAAGGAACCCCCACAAAAAAUCGCUGAACUAGACGAAGUUGUCCAAUCUCAAAGUGAUACUAUGGGUUCAUUAGAAGAUGUGUGUCGGAAGCUACAAAGGGAAAAUUCCGAAUUGAAAAGAAACUAUAAUCGGGAACUACAGGAAAAGCAAACUUUAUGUGAGAAGUUAUACCAAACUCAUCUAGAAUUAGAUAAAGCUGUAGUUCAGCUCAAUGUACUGAGACAAACCAAAAAGAUGGAUGAUACGACUAUCAUGAGCUUAAACGGAAUUCUGAAUUCUCAGAGUUAUUUGCGGGAACAACUCGAAUGUACCAAGGGGUUGAUUGAAAUUGCACAGAAUAAGAACGCCUUCUUACAAGAGCUAUUUAUGUUUAUCUCAAAAAAGCUUAACCAUAUAUACCGAUAUACAUUGGCACCAGCCUUUUUCCUUAUCGAAGAUACUCUGGACAUAUCAGGUGACUUCUUGAAAGGUGACUCUGAUCACACAAUUCAAGAUUUUGUUGACAUGCAUCUGGUAUUAUUCAAAGAAAUCUACGAAAUGACAGCCAUAGAUGAGGUCAAAGACAUACCAGUAUUUCAGGAGAAACAGAAAGAAAUGGUUGCUCAAAUAGACUGCUAUUUUCUACGACUAAACAAAAUCAUUGCUACGAAGAUGGAAAACCUUGUCCAUCAGAGGUGUCUCGUAUAG
Pichia kudriavzevii is the source of this 1494-nucleotide messenger RNA. RefSeq lists its product as uncharacterized. Bases 1 to 1494 code for a protein of 497 amino acids. Lineage: Eukaryota; Fungi; Ascomycota; Pichiomycetes; Pichiales; Pichiaceae. The transcript has a single exon. The record is from RefSeq and is a predicted model, not a curated record.